AUGGGAAAGAGUGGUCGAAUUGAUCCUAAUACAAGUCCAUAUGUUGAUGGGACAUAUCUUCAGAAUAAAAUUCUUGUUCAUAUGUCUCAACUUCAUACAUUCAACUUUUAUAUUAGUACACAAACUGUCAGUGAUUAUUCACGUUCUCGUAUAUCUAGUGAUGAUAUUCAACAAACAUUUACAAAUAUAAAAUAUGGACAAACAGGUUGUAUUAUAGAUUAUUUUGGUGCAAUUGGAACCAUAUGCCAUGUUUACUCACUUCCAUUCACAUUUACUCAUCUGGAAAUGAUUACAACUCACUUUCCAUUUAUUUUAUUUGAUAGUGUAACUCACUUAUCUGUAUAUGAUUUAAUUCCAUUCGAACAUGAAUUCUUCAUGCAAAUUAGUCAAGCUUUUCCAUUGCUCAAAUGUUUCUCUAUAGAGAAUUGGCAAAUGCAAUAUGGCAAUUAUAAUGAUUAUUCAUCAUAUUCAGUUAUUGAAUUUACUCAUCUAAUAUUACUUGAUCUCAAGCGUGCGAAAUACAACUAUAUUGAACAAUUUCUUUUGGAAACAAAGACACAUCUACCACAUUUAACACACUUAAAAGUGAAUUACUAUGACUUAAAAACUGUAACAAUGAAUUUUACAAUAGAUGCAAUGCGUCGUAAUUGUUCUAAAGUGAAUCAAUUAAUUGUUGAAGAGUCAAUAACAUUUUCAAAAGAUGUUUAUCAAUAUUUUCCUUCAUUGUAA
This is a messenger RNA of Rotaria sp. Silwood2, 729 nucleotides long. NCBI's taxonomy places the organism in Eukaryota, Metazoa, Rotifera, Eurotatoria, Philodinida, Philodinidae. The record is from the annotation of a GenBank genome assembly.